GCAAUAUUAUAUAAAAAAAAAGUCAGUAACAUGAAACGUCAAAAAUAGCGUCAAGUGGUCGAUAUUGUAUAAAAUACGAAUUUUUUAUAGUAGCUAAUAUUUUCAUAUCCAUCCUUGUAUUUUUUUAAAAAAUGGCAGAGAAUCAAUCUAGAAAACGAAAACUGGAAGAAAAUGGAUCCGAAGUAGCGGAAUCUUCCGCAAAAUCGAAACAUAUUCAGUGCCCGUACCUAGAUACGAUAAAUAGGCACGUACUAGAUUUUGAUUUUGAGAAAUUAUGUUCGAUUUCAUUGACGAGAAUCAAUGUUUACGCUUGUUUGGUGUGCGGAAAAUAUUUCCAGGGGAGAGGUACAAAUACUCAUGCAUACACUCACUCGGUGGCUGAAAGUCACCAUGUGUUCCUCAAUCUUCACACAUUGAAGUUCUAUUGUCUGCCUGACAACUAUGAAGUUAUUGAUUCAUCCCUCAAUGACAUCAAGUAUGUAUUGAACCCUACAUUUACAACUGAUCAAAUUAAACAGAUGGAUUCCAAUACGAAAAUGUGUCGAGCAAUAGAUGGGACAAUGUAUAUGCCUGGUAUUGUCGGUCUUAACAACAUUAAGGCCAAUGAUUAUUGCAAUGUUAUUUUACAGUGUCUCUCACAAGUGCGACCGCUACGUAAUUACUUCCUGCGUGAAGAGAACUACGCCGACGUCAAGCGACCGCCUGGUGACUCUUCAUUCCUGCUGGUGCAGCGAUUUGGUGAGCUGCUACGCAAACUGUGGAACCCUCGCGCGUUCAAAGCGCACGUUUCACCACACGAGAUGCUGCAAGCUGUUGUGUUAUGGUCCAAGAAGAGGUUCCAGUUUAUUAAACAGAGUGAUCCUGUCGAUUUCUUGUCCUGGUUUUUGAACUCUUUACACAUGGCGUUGAAUGGUACCAAGAAGCCUAACAGCUCUAUUAUAUAUAAAUCGUUUCUUGGACACAUGAGGAUUUACACAAGGAAAUUACCGCCGCCUGAUGCAGAUGAUGCGGCCAAGGUGGAUUUAAACAGCGAAGAGUACAGUGAAAUGAUCACUGAAUCGCCGUUUUUGUAUCUCACGUGCGAUCUGCCACCUACACCUCUCUUUACUGACGAGUUUAGAGAAAAUAUUAUUCCUCAGGUAAACCUCUAUCAGUUACUAUCUAAGUUCAACGGACAAACAUCAAAAGAAUACAAAACCUAUAAAGAGAACUUUUUAAAAAGAUUUGAAAUAACACAAUUACCGCCAUAUCUGAUAUUGUAUAUCAAGAGGUUCACGAAAAAUACCUUUUUCGUGGAGAAGAACCCGACAGUUGUCAACUUCCCCGUUAAGAAUGUAGACUGAGAUAUCCUCACACCAGAAGUGAAGGCAAAACAUAAUGGUAAAACAAUAUAUGAGCUGGUGGGUAAUAUUGUGCACGAUGGGACUCCAGAAAAGGGAACAUAUAGGGCUCACGUGUUGCACAAGCCAACACAGCAAUGGUUCGUCCUUAGACUAUGGAAAGCCUGGACAAUGCCAUUCUCCCUCACAGAGGCAUACAUACAAAUAUAUGAGCUUAAGCAGGACUGAGUUUGGUAAUAAAAUGUAUAUUUGUCAUGAA
Manduca sexta (tobacco hornworm) is the source of this 1599-nucleotide messenger RNA. Its product is annotated as U4/U6.U5 tri-snRNP-associated protein 2-like. Gene Ontology annotation, biological process: spliceosomal complex assembly; protein deubiquitination; mRNA processing. Gene Ontology annotation, molecular function: zinc ion binding; cysteine-type deubiquitinase activity. Lineage: Eukaryota; Metazoa; Arthropoda; Insecta; Lepidoptera; Sphingidae. The record is from RefSeq and is a predicted model, not a curated record.